Messenger RNA from Electrophorus electricus (electric eel), 967 nucleotides. RefSeq names its product VPS29 retromer complex component (gene vps29). Gene Ontology annotation, cellular component: retromer complex. Gene Ontology annotation, biological process: retrograde transport, endosome to Golgi. Lineage: Eukaryota; Metazoa; Chordata; Actinopteri; Gymnotiformes; Gymnotidae. The record is from RefSeq and is a predicted model, not a curated record.
CCGCUCGUCUCUAAUAGUUGUGCUGCAUAUCGCGUGACUAGUCGCUUCCGGGGAGCCAGUAGAAACUUACAGUUUAAAGAAAAUGCUGGUGCUUGUAUUGGGUGACCUGCACAUUCCCCACCGAUGCAAUACCCUGCCAGCCAAAUUCAAAAAGCUGCUGGUGCCAGGCAAGAUUCAGCAUAUUCUCUGCACUGGGAACCUCUGCACAAAGGAAAGCUAUGACUACCUCAAAACGCUGGCUGGAGAUGUGCACAUCGUCAGAGGGGACUUUGAUGAGAACCUGAAUUACCCAGAGCAGAAGGUGGUAACUGUGGGGCAGUUUAAAAUUGGGCUGAUCCAUGGACACCAGGUGAUCCCGUGGGGUGACAUGGCCAGCCUUGCCCUGUUGCAAAGACAGCUGGAUGUGGACAUCCUCAUCUCGGGCCACACACACAAGUUUGAGGCCUUCGAGAAUGAGAACAAGUUCUACAUCAACCCUGGCUCAGCUACGGGAGCCUAUAAUGCGCUGGAGAGCAACAUCACACCAUCUUUUGUUCUGAUGGACAUCCAAGCAUCCACGGUUGUCACGUAUGUGUACCAGCUCAUUGGCGAUGACGUAAAGGUCGAGAGAAUCGAAUACAAGAAGUCGUAAGAGAAUGACGGAGAAUGCCGGUUGCCUUUGUUCAGGAUUCUGUUAUCUCCUUUCUCCUUGACCACGGCCCAGGACGUGAGCCCAGAGCAGAUGCUAUACCACAACGUUCUCCUACUUCAGUGACGUGUAUAAUACUGUUUAUAUGCCAUCUGUAUUUGCUUGUCUUCUCUUCAUCAGCAAAUGGUUGUUUAGAAUGCAAUAAUGUUUUAUUUGCUUAAUAUUAGUACAGUAUACUUGUGCUGUUUUUCAUGUUUAUGUCCUGUUUUUCAAGGCCUUCUCUGCUUUAAGGCCUUAAUUCAAAAAUAUUUCAUACAAUAAAGUCACAUAUCAUGUAUA